GUUUAGGUACUGUUUCCUUGGGAAGUUGUUUUGUUUUUUCCCCCAUAUGAAUACUCAGUCCUUCCAAAAAAGCAUCUUAUGCCCAUCCACGGACUUCAGCUGCAGUAAAACCAUAGGUGCCCUGAAUGAUUCGGAAGUGAAUGCCUACAAGCUGAUGGUGGAUCUGACUCCAUCAAGUUCAACAGAACACACCAUGUUAAACCUUCCGGACCCCUUUCCAACAGCAGACGUGCCAGCCCAUGCACAUUAUACCAUUGGAGGUGUCAUUCUUGCAGUGGGGAUCACAGGGACUCUUGGUAACCUCCUGGUCAUCUAUGCUUUCUGCAGGAGCAGAGGCCUUCGAACGCCUGCCAACAUGUUCAUUAUCAAUCUGGCAGUCAGUGAUUUUCUCAUGUCCAUCACCCAGUGUCCAGUUUUCUUCACCAACAGCCUCAACAGACGAUGGAUAUUUGGCAAAAAAGGUUGUGAACUAUACGCUUUCUGUGGCGCCCUCUUUGGCAUUGCUUCUAUGAUCACUCUAACAGUGAUCGCCCUCGACAGGUAUUUUGUGAUUACACGACCCCUGGCCUCCAUUGGAGUAAUGUCUAAGAAGAAGGCUUUGCUAAUCCUAUUAGGAGUCUGGCUGUAUUCCUUAGCUUGGAGUCUCCCCCCUUUCUUUGGAUGGAGUGCUUAUGUUCCAGAGGGCCUCCUGACUUCCUGUUCUUGGGAUUAUAUCACCUUCACCCCAUCGAUUCGUGCCUACACAAUGCUCCUCUUCUGUUUUGUAUUCUUCAUUCCCCUGAUUGUUAUUAUAUAUAGUUAUGUGUUCAUCUUCAGAGCCAUCAAGAAGGCCAACAGGACCGUUAGAAGAAUCAGCUUGGACAGUGGCAAAGAAUCUCAAAGAAUUUACCAGAAAAUUAAGAAUGAAUGGAAAAUGGCCAAAAUUGCCUUGGUUAUAAUCUCAUUUUUUGUCAUCUCCUGGUCUCCGUAUUCUGUGGUCGCUCUGGUGGCUUUUGCAGGGUACUCCCAUCUUCUCACACCUUACAUGAACUCAGUCCCCGCAGUGAUCGCCAAGGCCUCUACCAUCCACAACCCAAUCAUUUACGCAAUUGCCCAUCCCAAAUACAGAAUGGUGAUUGCACAGUUUCUACCAUGCCUUGGAUUUCUGCUUAGAGUUUCCCAUAAGGACUCCAGAUCUUUCAGCAACCCCUCCACCAGACGUCCCACAGUCACCAGCCAGUCCUCUGAUAUAAAUGGGUUGCCAAGAGGACACCGAAAACUAUCUUCUGUCUCAGACAGUGAAUCUGAGUGGACGGACACAGAAGCUGACUUGGCCAGUUUGAAUUCCAGAGGUGCCAAUGGGCCGGUUUCUCAUGAAAUGGGUGAAGACACGGCUGAAACAAGUGACAUCAAAGUCAAAUCUAAACUGAGAAGCCAUGAUUCUGGGAUAUUUGAAAGGACUUCAGUGGAUGCAGAUGACAUUUCCAUGGUGGAGGACUUACAUUUUGGAGCUUACAGCUUUGAAGACAGCCUGGCAGGUGAAGAUUUGAAUGCUUUUGGAUGGAGAGGGGAAGACUCUUAUUAUGGACCAUCUACGGCAGCCCAGAUACCCAGCAUUGUUGUGACCUUCAGCAAUGUCCAGAGAACAGACCUGCCUUUGGAAUCCAAUUCAGAUGUGAUCAACUCCAGGACCAGUGGCUAUAGCUGGGAGAGAAACUCCAGCACCCACCUAGAAUGGCUGUGUCAGGGUAGUGCCUUAGCUCCUACCUCAGGAAAAAGUAUGUGUCAGCUUAGUGUAGAAAAUCUUCCAAAACUACUUUGA
This is a messenger RNA of Pogona vitticeps (central bearded dragon), 1801 nucleotides long. RefSeq names its product opsin 4 (gene OPN4). The record is from RefSeq and is a predicted model, not a curated record. Gene Ontology annotation, cellular component: membrane. Lineage: Eukaryota; Metazoa; Chordata; Lepidosauria; Squamata; Agamidae. Gene Ontology annotation, molecular function: G protein-coupled receptor activity. Gene Ontology annotation, biological process: visual perception; G protein-coupled receptor signaling pathway.